Molecule: messenger RNA, 942 nt
Organism: Armigeres subalbatus
Lineage: Eukaryota; Metazoa; Arthropoda; Insecta; Diptera; Culicidae
Gene: snf
Product: U1 small nuclear ribonucleoprotein A
Exons: 1
Coding region: 134-784 (216 amino acids)
Biological process (GO): mRNA splicing, via spliceosome
Cellular component (GO): U1 snRNP
Molecular function (GO): U1 snRNA binding
Source: RefSeq, a predicted model, not a curated record
AAUCCAGUACCCAGAGGCCGCAACUCGCAUCGUCGCCAUCGUCGCCUGCCGCCAGCGAAAAAAUUAAUCGUUUCGUGUACGGAAUUGGAUUCAGUGAAAUAACGCCGCAAAACUACCUUUGAUCCGCCUCAAAAUGGACAUCCGCCCGAGUCACACGAUUUACAUCAAUAAUCUUAAUGAGAAAAUUAAAAAAGAAGAAUUGAAAAAGUCGCUUUACGCCAUCUUCUCCCAGUUUGGUCAGAUUCUCGAUAUUGUCGCUCUGAAAACGCUGAAGAUGCGGGGUCAAGCAUUUAUAAUCUUCAAGGAGAUCGGAAGCUCCACCAAUGCGAUGCGAACGAUGCAAGGAUUUCCUUUCUACGAUAAACCGAUGCGCAUCAAUUACUCCAAAACCGACAGUGACGUGAUCGCCAAAAUGAAGGGCACCUUUAAAGAGCGACCGAAGAAAGCUAGAGCCCCCAAGCCGGUUCACCAGGAGGACAAGAAAUCCAAGAAGCAGAAGAAUACUGACGCUGGUGCUGCGGCAAACAAUUCUGCCACGGCGGAACAACCCCCUAACCAGAUUCUUUUCCUCACCAACCUGCCGGAGGAAACCAACGAGAUGAUGCUGUCCAUGUUGUUCAAUCAGUUCCCGGGCUUCAAGGAAGUGCGUCUGGUGCCUAACCGGCACGAUAUCGCUUUCGUGGAGUUUGCGACUGAGCUGCAGAGCGGUGCUGCCCGGGAGGCCCUGCAGGGUUUCAAGAUUACACCGACGCACGCGAUGAAAAUCUCGUUCGCCAAGAAGUAGGGCGACCUUAGGGCAAUAGGAUUUUUAAUUUUACCGGAUCUGGUAUGUAUGCAACUCGGAACCGUGCAUUAUGGAAUCAAUAAACCAUGCAAAAAGCAUUGCACUCCGCUUUCAUGGUUUGUGGGCGCGGUUGGGCGAUGGCUUCUUUUUGUGAAGUA